Messenger RNA from Ostertagia ostertagi, 462 nucleotides. Lineage: Eukaryota; Metazoa; Nematoda; Chromadorea; Rhabditida; Trichostrongylidae. The record is from the annotation of a GenBank genome assembly.
AUGUCGACUGACUCAAAAGUGUCUACAGUAUGUAAACCGCUGUGGGAAGACGGUGAGCUCGGGCUUGGUCUUCGCCGAAAGGAAGCCGGACCUUGGCAAACAAGACGUCAAUUCGAUAAUCGACUAAUUGCGGUCGCAACACAGGUGAUACUGAACAAUACAGUUCCGGCAGACGCCUAUCUAGAGCUUCGUUUCGACCACGCACUUCUACUUGAUCUUGGGCCUGGUCAUGAUCGGAAUUUUGGUUGCGCACGCGGAGAACAGAGCGGAUGGCAAUUCAUCGCCUACCUGCACCAAACACCCUGGCCAUACUUUCUGGGAUGCCAACAGAAUUGGCGAUUCACUGAAACACAUCUCAUUGAAUGCUUCGACGCUAACAAUCCAAAGCCGCGACGGAGGCACCGUUCAAGACGCGGACAUCGCCGAAAGCACAUCAAAAAAAUUUUGAUCAAACCCUUUCGC